Molecule: messenger RNA, 3110 nt
Organism: Gossypium arboreum
Lineage: Eukaryota; Viridiplantae; Streptophyta; Magnoliopsida; Malvales; Malvaceae
Exons: 23
Coding region: 113-2944 (943 amino acids)
Molecular function (GO): ATP binding; ATP hydrolysis activity
Source: RefSeq, a predicted model, not a curated record
UUUUUUUUCCUUCAAUUUCCCGCCAAAAAUACAGAAGAUAAAAAAGCUCCCAAAUCAUUCCCCUUCUUUUUUCCCUCUCACAGUCUCCGGCACUUUGACUUUGCUCCUUCCUAUGGACAUGGACAUGGACAUGGACAUUCCGCUCCCUGAAGAGCUCGAGUUACUGGAAGCCAACUCCCAUUUUUAUGAAGAACCCUACAUAGAUUCUCCCCCGUCCGAUUCCUCUCCUCCACAAUCACCGCCCUUGAAAAAUCUUGAAACCGACGGCUCAAAACGACCUCGAAACUCCGACGCAAUCGAAUCUCCACCCGAGAAGAACAAGAGAACCAAAAGAAUUGAUAUUGGGGAGGAGGAGGAGGAGGAGGAAGAAGAUUGGCUGCGGUACGCUCCGCCAGAGGAAACUAACGUUGAGGUUGCAGUUGAAAAGGAUGAGGAAGUUUAUUUGUCAAGGUUUAUGUCGGCAAUUAAUGGCGAUUGCAUGCCUGUCACUGCGCCAAGUGGUGGCGAAAGAGUUUAUGCGAAGCUUAGCGGUGGGCAGAGGGAUGAAGGAUUGGAGAAAUUGAAUCUCAAAGAACGAUCUAAAGGCCUUCUUCCUGAACCAAUCAAUGUUCUAUUGCAAAGAGUGGAACAACAAGCUUUUGCCAAGGCCUUGGAAGCAAGUUCUGAACAUCAGAAUGAUAUAACUAUUCCCGAGACAACUAUGGUCCAUGAACAACUUUGGGUCGAGAAAUAUGCUCCAAGUUCAUUCACUGAGCUCCUUAGCGAUGAACAAACAAAUCGUGAGGUCCUAUUGUGGUUAAAACAAUGGGAUUCCUGUGUUUUUGGAUCCGAAAUUAGGAGUACCUCAGAUGAAGUUUUGUCAGCUCUCAGACGACAUUCUUCUACUCAACAUAAAAAAUCUUUUGAUAUGGAUUUUUCAAGAAAGAAUAGAGGACAUAGAUGGAUUAACGGAAAUAACAACCACAUUGAUAAUGUGGAUCAGGGGACCAAUAAUUUAAAAGGUAUGCAGGACUUUUGGAACAAAAACUCAAGGCUCACUGGUCCACCAGAACAGAAGAUUCUUCUACUUUGCGGUUCCCCGGGGCUUGGAAAGACUACACUAGCGCAUGUAGCUGCAAAUCAUUGUGGAUACCGUGUUGUGGAGGUUAAUGCUAGCGAUGAUCGAUCAGCAUCAACAAUUGAAGCCAAAAUCCUUGAUGUUGUUCAGAUGAACUCUGUCAUGGCUGAUGCAAGACCCAAAUGUCUGGUGAUUGAUGAAAUAGAUGGAGCUCUUGGUGAUGGGAAGGGUGCUGUGGAGGUUAUUUUGAAGAUGGUGUCUGCUGAAAAGAAGCAUGAUUUUGGGAAGGAAAAUAAUGCUAAGAAAAAAGGAAGUAAAACUGCAUCCCUAACAAGACCUGUGAUUUGCAUAUGUAAUGACCUCUAUGCACCUGCUUUAAGACCAUUGCGUCAGAUAGCAAAGGUUCAUAUAUUUGUCCAGCCAACAGUGAGUCGUGUAGUAAGCAGGCUCAAGUAUAUUUGUAACAGGGAGGGAAUGAAAACAAGUUCCAUUGCCCUUACUGCACUAGCGGAAUUCACCGAAUGUGAUAUACGGUCAUGUUUGAACACUCUCCAGUUUCUCCAAAAGAAGAAUGAAACCCUCAAUGUGAUGGACAUCAGUUCACAAGUAGUUGGGCGGAAGGAUGUCUCAAAAAGCGCUUUUGACAUAUGGAGAGAGAUUUUUCAUAAAAGAACAAAGCGGGACAGGAAAUCUAACACUAGUUCUGGGAGCAGCUAUGGUGAAUUUGACUUUCUGCAUGCCCUCAUAUCUAACCGUGGUGAUUAUGAUGUAAUUUUGGAUGGGAUCCAUGAAAACAUUUUGCAGCUCCGGUAUCAUGAUCCAGUGAUGCAUAAGACAGUCAAAUGCUUGAAUUCUCUUGGCAUCUCUGAUGUAAUGCAACAGUAUGUUAUGCGGACACAGCAAAUGUCCCUUCAAGUUUAUCAGCCUUCUGUUGCAAUUACUUUGCAUCGGAUAGUUGCCCAAGUCCAAAAGCCAACUCUUGAGUGGCCAAAGUCAUUUCAAAGAUACCGUACUAUGCUGAUGGAAAAGACAGAUAUUUUAAGGGCUUGGCACCAGAAAAUUCCACCUUACAUUUCUAGACAUUUAUCAACAAAGUCCUGCAUAGAGGACUUGAUAUCUCCUUUGUUGCAUAUCUUGUCACCACCAAACUUUAGGCCGGUGGCAUUGCACUUAUUAUCAGAAACUGAGAAGAAUAAUUUGACUCAAUUAGUAAAUGUGAUGGUAUCCUAUUCUAUCACCUAUAAGAACAUGAAGUCUGAUUCACUGUCCAGUAACAUGGGACAUGAAGCAGUUUCAGAUGCAUCAGCACUCUCUUUUGAGCCCCCCAUUGGCGAGUUUAUUGCUUACAAGGAUUACAGAUCAGAUCAUCAUGUACUUGCCUUAGCUAUGAAGCAGGUUUUAUUGCAUGAGGUUGAGAAGCAAAAGAUUUUGCAAGUAAGCACUGGGAAAUCUGCGCAGAGAACAGAUGGAUGCUGCAAUGGAGACCAGGGCGUUGUAGGGAAAGGGGCCAGUGUAGCCAAAUGUGCUAAAACUAUUGGUGAGAAUGCUGGUGCAGGCACAAAGACCUUUGAAAAUGCGAAGAAUAUAUCAAAUACAAGGCAAGGUAAUCUUAGUACCUCCACAGUUUCAUCAUCUUUGGUUUCUAGCAGAAGUGCCACCGUGGAGGCAAAGCAAAAAUCCACUUCAGAUGUCAGGAAGGCACGUAGUGGUUUUGAUUUCUUUGAAAGGUUUAGAAAACCAAGCAGCAGAGGUUCUCUGGAUUCUGAAAUUGCAGUAGUGAAGGAAGUGACGUUGGAAAGAGAUUUGCGGCCUCUGUUAUUUAAAUUUAAUGAGGGUUUUACCAAUGCCGUGAAGAGGCCGGUUCGAAUGCGCGAUUUUCUGCUAUAAUGAAUCUUCAUGUCUUGUCCAGCACUCAGCAGCUGCUAAUUUCAUGUGCGAUAUUGAACGCACUGAUAUUAUUUGCCCUUCAAAUUCCAAAAUUAUAUAAUGACAACAUUUCUUACAAGUGUGCUUUUAUUUAUAUAUAUGGAAAAGCAGUCUCUUUUCUUGUACA